Molecule: messenger RNA, 885 nt
Organism: Lachnellula hyalina
Lineage: Eukaryota; Fungi; Ascomycota; Leotiomycetes; Helotiales; Lachnaceae
Gene: IRC6
Product: Increased recombination centers protein
Exons: 4
Coding region: 1-885 (294 amino acids)
Biological process (GO): vesicle-mediated transport
Molecular function (GO): protein-macromolecule adaptor activity
Source: RefSeq, a predicted model, not a curated record
AUGGAAAUCUCACACCCCCGUCGUAUCCUCGCCGUAAGCCCACCCGAUUCCGGCCUCCUCGAACUAGUAAAAGGUCUCACGGGAACAGUGCCCUCUCUCCCAACAGACUCAAUAGCAGGCACAACGCACAACUGGCCAACCAAAACAAACUACUACACAGCCAACAUCCCCAUCUGGCUCGACGAAAUCUCCAACCCCAAAACAUGGUCAGCUGAGUUCCUCGCCCCAGAGGCAAGGGAAGUGCUCACGGUGCUGGGUGCGUUCGUUGUGUGUUUUCGGAAACCUGUAGAUGAGUCCUCGCUCAGGGGCAUUAAUGAGCUGCUGCAACAUGUGGCCGAAGUUGUGAAGGAAGGCUGUGGGUAUGCGUGGGAUGGCGCGUGCUUGGCUGUGGCGAUGCCGCAGUCUACGACGCCGUUUCUGGAGAAGAGCUUUGAGGAGUGGGAGGAGCUGUGUCAGGAUCACGGUUUUGAGUUUGUGGAUUUUGAGAGUAAGGGCAGAAAUGAGUUUUCUGAGCCGAUGGGACUUGAGAGGCUGAAGGAGGCGCUGGAGACGAAUGAUUGGGAAGGUGCAGAUGAGCUUGAUCCUGUUAUUGAUCCUGGUGAUCUCGACGAAGGAGAGGAUGACGAGGACGUGGGAAGUAUGGGGUUUGGGAUAGAUCCUACAGAGAUGGCGGAUGAGAUGGCUGGAAUGAAGCGUGCUAUCUAUGGUGGUAGCCUGGGUGAGGAUUCCGGGGGAGAUGAAAAAGCUGAAGAUGAUGAAGUAGAAAAGAUGCAAGCUAUGAUGCUGAAGUUGCAGGCAGUGAGAGAUAUGGGUGCCGAUUUGCCAGAAGCAGAGAGAAAGAGACUUGCUUCCAAGACUGUCAACGAUAUAAUGAAAACAAUGUAG